Molecule: messenger RNA, 905 nt
Organism: Molossus molossus (Pallas's mastiff bat)
Lineage: Eukaryota; Metazoa; Chordata; Mammalia; Chiroptera; Molossidae
Gene: UBE2T
Product: ubiquitin conjugating enzyme E2 T
Exons: 7
Coding region: 107-700 (197 amino acids)
Source: RefSeq, a predicted model, not a curated record
GCGGCAGGUCUGCGGGCUGGCGCGCUGUGAGGUGGUCCGUGCGCUGAGUCCCACCCAGCUUUUAGUGUGGCGAGGGAACUGAGUGGGGCUCCCGUUACGGGGCAUCAUGCAGAGAGCUUCACGUCUGAAGAGAGAGCUGAGCCUGUUGGCCUCUGAGCCACCCCCCGGCAUCACGUGCUGGCAGGAAGCGGGCCAGAUGGGGGAUCUGCGAGCACAAAUAAUAGGUGGGGCCAACACACCUUAUGAAAAAGGUGUAUUCACGCUGGAAGUGAUUAUUCCUGAGCGGUACCCAUUUGAACCUCCUCAGAUCCGGUUUCUGACUCCAAUCUAUCAUCCCAACAUCGAUUCUGCUGGAAGGAUUUGCCUGGAUAUUCUCAAGUUGCCGCCCAAAGGCGCCUGGAGACCAUCUCUCAGCAUCGCCACGGCCUUGGCUUCUAUUCAGCUGCUCAUGUCAGAGCCCAACCCGGACGACCCGCUCAUGGCUGACAUCUCCGCAGAGUUUAAAUAUAAUAAGCCUGUCUUCCUCAAGAAUGCCCGGCAGUGGACAGAGAAGCAUGCAAGACAGAGACAGAAGGGUGACGAGGAAGAGCUGGCUGGAGACUUCCUGGCGGCUGGUGACCCAGAAGCGCACAGCACAGCGCAGAAGAGGAAGGCCGGGCAGCCGGGAGGCACCGAAAAGAAAUUCUGCCCUGGCGUCUAGGGCUUUGCCCGGGUUUGUCUUAGUCACCGUGGUCUCUGUCGGGAUGGCCUGGUUUGCCUGCCUUUUAAAUGUGUUCUUUGUAUCUCAUGACAGUAUCAUUGUUGUGCCUUAUAAAACAGACCUUAUAUAUUUAUAGAUUUCACUCAUAUUGAUUCUCUAAAUGGAGUUUGUUUUAUUUAGUUUGUACAUAUGUAUUUUGAAACCU